This is a messenger RNA of Effrenium voratum, 315 nucleotides long. The record is from the annotation of a GenBank genome assembly. NCBI's taxonomy places the organism in Eukaryota, Dinophyceae, Suessiales, Symbiodiniaceae.
AUGAUGUCACGCCAUGGGUGCUUUGGAUCACUGCCCAUGGUUUGCCCUUUCCACGCGCAGUGUCAACUCGCGUGGGUUCAGUGCAGGCAGCUUCUCUGCGACAUGGGCCAACGUGCUCCGCCAUUCUUGGUGAUUGGCGCGGGCACGUGGCGCUCAUACGCGGAUCCGGGCAUGGCCAUCUCAUUGGUGGAACAAGAUGUUCUUCCCGGGACCAAUGGGAAAAGAUCUGUCGGCAACGGAAAGCGCCUCGACUCGGUGGCUCGAAGCGUCUGGGGUUUGAUGGCGCAGGCUCUAAGCGCAUCCAUAUCCUCGUGA